CUCAUCCGCCAUCUUUCCUCUUGGAGCAUUCGAACAGAACAUUUCGACGGCCAUGCGCACCGCGUCCUGUGCUGGAAGCGCGGGAUCGAGCCCGACAGAAGAGGACGCGGGCAGACGAUCGGCCGCUGGAGACCUUAUUUCGGCGACCCUAAAAUAAAAGAUGAUGAAUCCCAGGUUGAAAAUAUGUGCCCUGGUCCUGUCCUGGGGGGUACUUUGUGCCUCUGUGGGGGUGCCUAAAAACGAAAGAGAUCUUUUUGAUGAUUUCGCUGAUGAAAUCCGACCAAUAGGCCUGAAACUGCACGCUACACCAGCGGAGGCAGAUAGAUUAAAAAGAUUGUAUCCCGAAAAUGAGAAAUUCAUCGCCAACAUACCCUCAAGGUAUUAUGAAGUCAUCUAUCCCGUGCAAGUGCGCCAACAUCAGAAGCUGGGAGUUCUAACCAGGGAUGCUGGGGCUAACAAGACUGGGAAACAUUAUCACUCAACUUCUCUUUUAGUAAAAGCCUUCAAUUACAAAUUUAAACUAGAUCUGGAACUAAAUACUCACUUGCUGGCUCCAAAUUUGAUACAGAAACAUUUUCUACCAGAAGGAGCUCAGCAAAUUUCUACACAGGAAAUUGAACAGUGUUAUUACCAUGGAACAAUAAAGGAAUAUCCUGGUGGAAUAGCAGCGCUACGAACAUGCAACGGAAUCAGUGGAGUAAUUCAUGUGGGAAAUGAGACAUUUGUUAUCCAUCCAUUCUAUGGUGGUGAUAUGUCUCGCAAGCAUCCUCACGUGCUUUUUCGAUUCUUUCCCGAAAACAAGGGAAAGCAUACUUGUGGAAACACUGGUAUGCACGAAUGGGGAUUCAAGCAGUUCAGAAUCAGACCACCCACAAGAAUUAAAAGGGACGUUCGUCAAGUCUAUAAAUUUAUAGAAUUGGCAUUGGUUAUAGAUAAGGAGAUGUUCGAAAGCAGGAACUCUUCAAGAGCUGAAGUUGUUAGCGAUGCUAUUCAAAUAAUUAACAUCGUAGAUUUAUAUUUCAAGCAUGUGAAUACAAGAGUAUCAGUGGUAUAUGUAGAAACAUGGGCCCAUGGUGAUCAAAUUGACGUCAUAGCAGAUGUACGACAAACUUUACUCAACCUCUUAGACUACACAUCGCGAAAAUUAUACAAAGUAGCCAAAGAUGCAACACAUCUUAUUACGGGGAAACGAUUCAGAGGAAGUGAAGUUGGAAUGGCUGUUCCAGAUAGUAUUUGUACAGCUAAAGCUGUGGGCAUUAGUGAGGACAAUAACAUCUAUGAGCCUCAACUUGUCGCUAGUACCAUCACACAUAUGCUAGGUCAUAAUUUAGGAAUGGGGCAUGACCAUACAGACGGUACUGGUCAGGGUCCUGGUAAGUACAGUACAGUAUGUAUUUUGUAGCAAGCGUAUUUGCAGAUUCUAAAA
This is a messenger RNA of Parasteatoda tepidariorum (common house spider), 1426 nucleotides long. The record is from RefSeq and is a predicted model, not a curated record. NCBI's taxonomy places the organism in Eukaryota, Metazoa, Arthropoda, Arachnida, Araneae, Theridiidae.